Molecule: messenger RNA, 720 nt
Organism: Komagataella phaffii GS115
Lineage: Eukaryota; Fungi; Ascomycota; Pichiomycetes; Pichiales; Pichiaceae
Exons: 1
Coding region: 1-720 (239 amino acids)
Source: RefSeq, a predicted model, not a curated record
AUGUACCCAGUGAUCCAAAGUGCAGCCAGACGUCUGGGAGUGCGUUGCUUCAGUGGCACUACUUCUGUGCGAGCAUUUAAUUUGCAACUGGAGAAAGAAAUACGAUCUAAAAUCGACUCUUUGCCCAAGCUAAACAACAUUUUCCAGAACGCUAACGGCUCGGUCAGACAGCCAUCAGACACUGAGCUGCAGACCAUUGCUGAGCUCAACAGUCUUGUUACCAAUAGAAAACUUUCAUUGACAGAUUACCUGUUCCAGAAUGCAGCUAACCAAGCUUUGUACGUUGACAACGAAGCCGAUUUGAAGGAGUUGGAUAUCUCUUCUCGUCAAGUUGUUGAUAAGGUUCCUUUCAAGGAUGCCAAAACCGGUGAAAUCAAGUGGAAAGUGGUCAGAGAAAAUGAAAAUGAAGGUUGGGAAAAAAUCAUGUACGUUGGAUUCGUACCAACUAUGAUUCUGAUCUUUGCAAUUGUACUCUUCAAAGAUGACAAAUCCAUUGAUGAAUGGGCUAUGGACGAGCUUUUGUUGAGAUUGAAAGAAAAGAACCUUAGUGAUGUAGAGCUAAUCGACGAGCUGGACAAACUUUCGAAGUCCCACGUCGGAAAGAUUGGAGCCAGUGAGAUUAACAAGAGGGACGCGGUCAUCAUAGAAAGAAUCCUGAACGGGGAGUACGACCAAUUGUCCGGCUUAAAGAAGAAAGAACUUCCAAUAAUCGACCUGUAG